GGAAGGAAACCAUACCUGAGAAGCGGCCGGCGUUUCUGGAAGAGGGAAGCGGAGGCGUUAUCGCCGUCAUCGGCGGCAAAGUUCGCCGGCACCAGCCGCCGCACCGUCUUCGCCGAUCGGCGCCUGCUUCCUAGGCAAGGCGCCAAGAUGGAUCUCAAGGAUAGCCUUUCCAGAUUCAAACAACAGCAGGAGAGGUGCCAGUCAUCUUUAGCUAGCAUAGCUUUGACCUCAAAGCCAAAGCACAGGGCCCAACCGAUAAAUGCUCCAUCUGUUCCAGCGAGGCCAUCAAAACCUAUUAAGUUUUCAAAUGACACUGAAAGGCUUCAGCACAUUAAUUCGAUUAGGAAAUCCCCUGUUGGAGCACAGAUGAAACUUGUCAUUGAACUGCUCUACAAGACAAGACAAGCUUUUACUGCAGAGCAAAUAAAUGAAGCAACUUAUGUUGAUAUUCAUGGUAAUAAGGCUGUCUUUAACAGCUUGAGGAACAACCCCAAAAUACAGUAUGAUGGGAGGCGUUUCUCGUACAAGUCCAAGCAUGAUCUUAAUGGAAAAGAUCAACUACUUGUUUUGAUAAGAAAGUUCGCAGAGGGUCUUGCUGUAGUGGAAAUCAAGGAUGCAUACCCAACUGUAAUGGAAGAUCUUCAGGCUCUGAAGGCAGCAGGUGAAGUUUGGCUGUUGUCAAACAUGGACUCCCAGGAGGACAUCGUGUACCCUAAUGAUCCUAAGAACAAGAUCAAGGUUGAUGAUGAUCUGAAACAGCUCUUCCGGGACAUUGAGUUACCACGCGACAUGGUGGACGUGGAAAAGGAGCUUCAGAAGAACGGCUUCAAGCCCAUGACCAACACUGCAAAACGACGAGCAGCUGCCCAGAUCGAUGGGGUGAAACCCAAGCCCAAGGCCAAGAAGAAGCAACGCGAGAUCACAAAACGGACCAAGCUCACGAAUGCCCAUCUGCCCGAGCUCUUCGAGAACCUCAACACUUAAUCAGGUUAUGGUUGUCACCAAAGCAACCACUGAUUAUUGCAAUGUUUUGUAUACAUGCAAGAUUGAACCGUUUUGUGUGCAGUUUAUGGCCCUGUACGGUGUAAGCUGUGCACAAGUUUGGUCGGGCCUCCAGAGUUGGGGUCCUUUCCCUUCCAAUACAUAAAGAGGAUUUCAUAUGCCAUACCAUACCUGGUGCUAGUAACUUCUAGUUUAAUUGAAGAGCAUGGGAACUGUGCAUGUCUAUGGCACCUCACAAAAUUGUCAUACCAUACCAUAUCUGUUUUGCUUCGCUUACAUCUUUGAGAAUCUUGAUUGAUGUUU
Setaria italica (foxtail millet) is the source of this 1305-nucleotide messenger RNA. RefSeq lists its product as uncharacterized. Gene Ontology annotation, cellular component: transcription factor TFIIE complex. Lineage: Eukaryota; Viridiplantae; Streptophyta; Magnoliopsida; Poales; Poaceae. The coding region runs from base 148 to 984 and encodes 278 amino acids. The transcript has 5 exons. The record is from RefSeq and is a predicted model, not a curated record. Gene Ontology annotation, biological process: transcription initiation at RNA polymerase II promoter.